AUGGAAAAUCAAGAUUAUUUUUUACUUAUAUGGAGGAAUUGUUAUAUUAGAGGUAUAAUAAAAGAACAUUUAGACCUGUAUAAAGCAAAUUAUAAAGUUUUUAUCAGAUCUAGGGAAGAAUUAUUAUCAUUUCAAAACAGAGACUACAUCACAACCUUGGUCUAUGAUAUUAUUGAGGAAGUAUUAAUCAAUGAUAUUCCUCCGUCAGUAAAGACCCUCAUAUUUGGCAACCGUUUUAAUAAAGUUAUAGAGCCUAACACCAUACCAGGGAGUGUAAAGCACUUGGUUUUUGGAACACAUAAAAUAAGAAUUGUCGAUAAAUAUGGAAAUUUUCAUUCGAAAUAUAAUCAAGAUCUAAAUAUAGGAUCACUACCAGUCGGAUUACAAUCACUAGAUUUAGGCAAUUCUUUUAAUAGACAACUUAAACGAGGCCACAUUCCAAUGGGACUAGUUGAACUAAAACUUUCAAACCAAUACAAUUUUCCAUUGGAACCUCAUAUUAUUCCUCCAACAGUUAAAAAGCUAACUCUAGGUAGAUAUUUCAAUCAUCCAAUUAAAAAAGGCGAUUUGCCAGACCUACUAGAACUAUCUCUUGGUGAAAAUUUCGACCAUCCCCUGCGACCCAACCUCCUACCCACAUCUUUGAAAGUUCUUACUCUUAGCUAUCGCUUUAAUCAGCAAAUUAAAGAACUAGACUUUCCUCCAAACCUUCAUACACUUAGGUUUGGUUACCUAUUUAAUCAACCGCUUAAAGAAAAGGAUAUUCCUCGAAGUGUUACAUCCCUCGAACUAGGUGGUGCUUUUAACCACCCAAUUAAAAAAAAUAUAAUUCCUUCCUCUGUAACAGUUUUGAAAUUAUCCAAAAACUUUAACCAACCAUUACUACCAUUAUCGAUUCCAUCUUCUGUUACUCUUCUAGAUUUGGGGAAUGACUUUGAUCAACCUCUAAAAGAGGGCUUAAUACCAUCAGGUGUUAAAUUUAUUAGACUAUCAGAAAGAUUUAACCAGAUAAUUAAAAAGGGUUAUAUUCCAAAUACAUGCGAAACUUUAGCAUUUGGCUUUUCCUUUUCAAAAACGAUCAAUAGAGGUGUUCUUCCAACCUCAAUUAAAACUCUCACCCUGGGUGGCUCUUUUUCACAAGAUCUUGAAAAAGGUGUGAUACCACAAGGCAUUACCGAAUUAAGAUUCGGCCUUAAAUAUAACAAACCAAUCAAAAAAGAUUCUCUUCCCUCAUCAUUAAAAUACCUAAUUUUUGGUGUUAGUUUUGGACAACCUCUCACCCAAGGAAGCAUUCCACAUAAUGUCGAAUAUAUAUAUUUUGGAAAUUCAUUUAACCAACCAAUCAAGAAAAAUGAUUUACCUCCAAACUUAAAAAAAGUAAUUUUUUCAAAUUGUUUCACUCAACCCCUUUUCCAAGAUCACCUCCCACAAUCAUUAGAAACUCUAGUUUUACCAACAAGAUACAAACUACCAUUGGACUUACCAAGUCAUAUAAAAGUAAUUAAAGGAGAUACUUUCUAA
Molecule: messenger RNA, 1521 nt
Organism: Dictyostelium purpureum
Lineage: Eukaryota; Evosea; Eumycetozoa; Dictyosteliales; Dictyosteliaceae
Exons: 2
Coding region: 1-1521 (506 amino acids)
Source: RefSeq, a predicted model, not a curated record